AUGCCAGAUGACCAGUCAUCCUCCGUACCGCAAGAGACACCUACCUCACCAACACCGUCCAAAUUGGUAACCGACAACCUACCCCGAGGGAGAAGAUCUUCUACAGGGAAAGAGAGCACGCUUGUCGGCUCACACAGCGAAUCAACGCCUGCUUUGGCACCAGAUGCGAAGAAUGAAGACAACAUACCCAAUGUGAUCUCCAAUCCUGAUGAUGAGUCGGAGGGAGAACAGGAGUAUCCAAGUUCCUGGAAACUUGGCUUGAUUACCAUCGGACUGGCCCUUGCUAUCUUUUGUUUGGCAUUGGAUAACACUAUUAUCUCGACAGCGAUUCCGAAGAUUACGGAUCAGUUCAAGUCCCUUGAAGACGUGGGCUGGUAUGGCAGCGCUUAUCUCCUGACAACGUGUGCCUUGUGUCUGAUGUUCGGCAAACUAUACUCGUUCUACUCCACAAAAUGGGUCUACUUGACUGCUCUUCUUAUUUUCGAGCUAGGCUCUCUGAUAUGUGGAGUCGCGCCAAACUCGUUAGGUCUAAUAAUUGGCCGUGCGAUAGCUGGCUUCGGGUCAGCUGGCCUAUUUUCCGGCGCACUCAUUAUCAUUGCUCAGACGGUUCCGCUGAGUCGACGACCGAUCUUCGCCGCAAUGAUGGGGUCGAUGUAUGGGGUUUCGAGCGUAGCCGGACCCUUGAUGGGCGGUGCAUUUACCGACCAUCUCAGCUGGAGGUGGUGUUUCUAUAUCAACCUGCCUUUUGGCGGAGUGACCGCUCUCUUCAUCUUUUUCUUAUUUAAGGCGCCUAAGUCUGUCAAGGAUAAAACCGGCUUCAAAAACCAGAUGACGCAGCUAGAUCUUCCUGGAACAAUGCUUUUCAUGCCGUCAAUUAUCUGUGUAUUGCUCGCGCUGCAAUGGGGAGGUACCACAUAUACCUGGAGUAACACUCGGAUCAUUGCACUUUUCAUUGCUUUUGGGAUCCUUCUUCUCUCAUUUCUCGGCGUACAGUGGUGGCAGCAAGACAAAGCUACGAUACCUCCAAGGCUUAUCAAGAAUCGGAAUGUAUGGGGCUCGGCACUGUACAGCUUCUGCAUUGGUGCAGCGUUUUUCGUAUUUAUAUACUAUCUCCCCAUUUGGUUCCAGGCCAUAAAAGGUGUCUCAGCAACCAGAUCAGGCAUAAUGAACCUCCCGUUACUCCUUCCUCUGAUUGUGUCCUCCAUUGCUGCUGGUGCUUGUGUCACCAUGAUUGGUUACUAUACACCGUUCAUGAUCGCGACGCCAGUUCUCAUGUCAGUCGGCGGUGGGCUCCUGAGCACGUUGAAAGUCGAUUCAGGCGCCGCUGCAUGGAUUGGAUAUCAGGUUAUAUACGGAAUUGGCGUAGGCAUGGGAAUGCAGCAACCCAUGAUUGUUGUCCAAACGGCUCUCCCGAUUUCUGAUGUCCCAACAGCGACGGCCCUAGUCAUGUUUUGCCAAACGCUAGGAGGUGCGCUUUUUGUCUCCAUUGCACAGAACGUCUUCCAAAACCAGCUGCGCAAGAACAUCAUUACUCAAGUCCCUGAUGUUGACGUGGUCCAGGUAGUUAGUGCUGGGGCUACGAUGCUGCGGCAGGCUGUACCGACGGACAUGUUACCUGCAGUUUUGGAGGCCUACAGCGAUGCUGUAACUCAGACGUUCUAUGUCGCUGUGGCUAUAGGGGCAUUGGCCCUCUUUGCGGCGAUCCCUAUACAGUGGAUGUCCGUAAAGGGCAAGAAACUCGACAUGGCAGCGGCUUAA
Messenger RNA from Aspergillus alliaceus, 1758 nucleotides. RefSeq names its product MDR family MFS transporter. The record is from RefSeq and is a predicted model, not a curated record. Gene Ontology annotation, biological process: transmembrane transport. The transcript is spliced from 3 exons. NCBI's taxonomy places the organism in Eukaryota, Fungi, Ascomycota, Eurotiomycetes, Eurotiales, Aspergillaceae. The coding region runs from base 1 to 1758 and encodes 585 amino acids. Gene Ontology annotation, molecular function: transmembrane transporter activity.